Molecule: messenger RNA, 624 nt
Organism: Drosophila hydei
Lineage: Eukaryota; Metazoa; Arthropoda; Insecta; Diptera; Drosophilidae
Exons: 4
Coding region: 83-607 (174 amino acids)
Source: RefSeq, a predicted model, not a curated record
ACAGACAGACAGUCAGAGAGAGCGAAAGAGGGAGAGAGGAAAUAAAAGUUAAAGAAAAUAAACAUUUCGAUGCAAAGCGAGAAUGGUGAGCGCAUUGAAUUGCUUUGGCCUGGCCAUCGGUUGUGUGGACAUCAUAGGAGCUUUGUUCUUUGAGCUGAUGAUUAUUUUCAUGCUGUGCCAAAGAAAAGGCCACAGAACAACAACUGAAGAAGAGCAGUCGACGGAUGUGACAACGUUCCGUGGCAACAGGGUAAGUGCUCGGUUGCUGUGGAUUUACCUGUUCAUAUUGAACGUGUGGAUAGCUAUUUCAAUGCUGAUGCUCGCUGGAAUCAUAUUGCACAAGCCACAGCUGAUGCUGGUCUGGCUUAUCUGGUGCUUUGGUGGAAUGAUAUUCGAUGUGGUGUUUGUUUUUUUAUGGAUCCUGGAGCUACUGUCGGGCGAUGUCAUUGAGGCGCUAACUAACAUCAUGAUAUCAUUGCUAACUAUGGCUGUCGAAUUUGCCUUUAUUCUUAUAAUAUAUCACAUUUAUGUCAGUGUACCACAGUCACCAAGCGCACGGCAAGUCCAGAGAAACCCUUUGUUACGCUUCACACACUUAUUAUUUUAAUUUGGCAAACGACUGCU